ACUCAUAACAUAAUGUCUACUGCCCCAUCAGGAAGAGGAAAGACCGGAGGAAAGGUCGGAGGAAAGGUCGGAGCCAAGAGACACAGAAAGGUGUUGAAGGACUACAUCCACGGAAUCACCAAGCCCGCCAUCCGUCGUCUUGCACGCAGAGGAGGUGUGAAGCGUAUCUCGUUCCCCAUCUACGAGGAGAUCCGUAACGUUCUCCGUAACUUCUUGGAGAAUGUGGUCCGUGACUCUGUCGCCUACACUGAGCACGCCAACAGACGUACUGUCACUGCCAUGGAUGUCGUCUAUGCCCUCAAGAAGCAAGGUCGUACCCUCUACGGUUUCAACUCAUAA
Messenger RNA from Acytostelium subglobosum LB1, 339 nucleotides. RefSeq lists its product as hypothetical. The record is from RefSeq and is a predicted model, not a curated record. Gene Ontology annotation, cellular component: nucleosome. The annotation marks the transcript as partial. The transcript has a single exon. NCBI's taxonomy places the organism in Eukaryota, Evosea, Eumycetozoa, Acytosteliales, Acytosteliaceae. Gene Ontology annotation, molecular function: structural constituent of chromatin; protein heterodimerization activity; DNA binding. Gene Ontology annotation, biological process: nucleosome assembly.